Molecule: messenger RNA, 1134 nt
Organism: Penicillium pulvis
Lineage: Eukaryota; Fungi; Ascomycota; Eurotiomycetes; Eurotiales; Aspergillaceae
Product: uridine-cytidine N-ribohydrolase
Exons: 5
Coding region: 1-1134 (377 amino acids)
Biological process (GO): purine nucleoside catabolic process
Cellular component (GO): cytosol
Molecular function (GO): purine nucleosidase activity
Source: RefSeq, a predicted model, not a curated record
AUGACAGUUGAUGUUGAAUAUGAGACUCGGACUCCAUUGUGGCUCGACUGUGAUCCUGGCCACGAUGAUGCGUUUGCUAUUCUGAUUGCUGCUCUACACCCUGCUUUGGAUCUCUUAGGAAUCACAACCAUUCAUGGCAAUGCCUCCCUGGCAAAGACUACCGCGAAUGCUGGGAGUAUCCUGGAAGCUAUCGGCCGCCCAGAAGUUCCCGUGUAUCCCGGAAGUGUAAAGCCUUUCUCCCGCCCCGCUCUUCAUGCCCCAGAUAUUCAUGGUGAAUCGGGCCUUGAUGGAACAGACCUUCUUCCUAAGGCAUCCGUGGGACCCAUUACGGAUAGAAACCCAAUUUUAGCUAUGCGGGAUGCACUCCUGGCUCAACCUAAAGGCACUCCGUGGGUAGUGGCCACUGGUACUCUGACUAAUGUUGCUCUGUUGUUUGCAACGUUCCCUGAAGUGGUGGAUCAUAUCGCUGGCCUGAGUAUCAUGGGAGGUGCCGUCGGCAAUGGGUUCACAGAUGCUCCUAUGAGCAGACUGCCAGGUGAAAAGUCACGUAUUGGAAAUGUGACUCCUUGGGCUGAGUUUAAUCUCUAUUGCGAUCCUGAAUCCUCGGAGGCAAUUUUCAGUAACGCUCCAUUGGCAGCAAAGACAGCUAUCAUGAGUCUGGACUUGACUCACCAAGUACUUGCCUCAACGGAUGUACAGACCCGUAUUCUACAUGGUGGCAAAGAUGCAACUGAGGGACCGACAGUCAUUCGACAAAUUCUACAUGCUCUACUGCUCUUUUUUGCCGGAACAUAUGAGAAGGUCUUCGGCUUAACCACUGGACCGCCACUACAUGAUCCUCUGGCGGUGGCAGUGAUCCUGUCGAACCUCAACCCAGCUUUCGCUCAGAAACAUCCAGGUCAAAUAAUCAAAUUUGAUGACAAAGGAGGCGAAAGGUUCGCUGUCAGUAUUGUCACUGAUGGCCAGCACGGUCAAGAUGUUUCUAUCACAGGUCAGCUGGGUCGCUCGCUGGCUGCUCCAGUCAAGGGACCUGGUGUGGCUAUUCCCCGUGGUGUCGACCUCGAUGCGUUCUGGAAUCUGAUUUUGGACUGUGUGCAGCUCGCCGAUGACUGCAACGCAGCUCGUGGGAAAUAA